UAAACCACUGGCAAGGUGUCUGGGGUCAGGCAGCAGCUUUCCCUUCCCAGGAACGUCUGUCACUGGGUCUUUAUGGGGACACCCUGCAUCUCCUGAAAUCCCAAUUGCCACCUAGGUAUGAGACAACUUCAAGUGAUGAUUCCAGCUCGGAUGGAAGCUCUUCUUCCGAGUCAGAUGACGAGUGUGACACCAUUGGGUUUCCUCCUGAGGAAGAAGAGGAGGAAGAGGAGGAGGAGGAGGACGACAACACUCGGGGAAUGGCGGAAGGGCAUCACGCAGUUAAUAUUGAAGGUUUCAAGUCUGCCAGGGUGGAAGAUGAAGUGCAGGUUCCAGAAUGUGAACCUGAGAAGGAAGAAAUCAGAGAGAGGUAUGAAUUAAGUGAAAAGAUGUUGUCUGCCUGCAACUUAUUGAAAUAUAACAUAAAUGACCCCAAAGCGUUGGCCAGCAAAGAUAUGAGGAUCUGUCUGAACACCCUCCAGCAUGAGUGGUUCCGAGUGUCCAGUCAGAAGUCCGCUGUGCCGGCCAUGGUGGGUGACUACAUCGCCGCGUUCGAGGCUAUCUCCCCAGACGUGCUCCGGUACAUCAUCAACAUGGCGGAUGGCAAUGGGAACACCGCCCUCCACUACAGUGUGUCCCACUCCAACUUCCAGAUUGUCAAGCUGCUUCCAACUUCCAGAUUAGAUUUCUUUCUUGUAGACGUGUGUAAUGUCGAUCACCAGAACAAGGCAGGGUACACGCCUAUCAUGUUGGCUGCCCUCGCGGCCGUGGAGGCAGAGAAGGACAUGCAGGUUGUAGAAGAACUCUUCAGCUGUGGAGACGUGAACGCCAAGGCCAGUCAGGCAGGACAGACAGCCCUCAUGCUGGCUGUCAGUCAUGGACGGAUAGACAUGGUGAAGGGCCUCCUGGCCUGUGGGGCUGACGUCAACAUCCAGGACGACGAGGGCUCCACUGCCCUCAUGUGUGCCAGUGAACAUGGGCAUGUGGAGAUUGUGAAGCUGCUGCUGGCCCAGCCGGGCUGCAAUGGCCACCUGGAGGACAAUGAUGGCAGCACCGCUCUCUCCAUAGCCCUGGAAGCUGGACACAAGGACAUUGCCGUUCUUCUGUAUGCCCACCUCAACUUCUCGAAAGCCCAGUCUCCGGGCACCCCGAGGCUUGGACGAAAGACAUCUCCUGGUCCCACUCACCGAGGUUCUUUUGACUGAUUAUGUAAACACGGCCCUCAUGUGUACCACCAUGAAGCUGCUAGUUAUUCCUGUUGGGGUGACAGAUACUGAAUGUAUAUGGACCAUGCCAAGCUGACCAGCAAAACAGAAGUGUAAAGGAGCAGGCUGAAGGCUGAUGCUUUUUCAGGGAAAGCAAAGCUACUGGGAAAUGGCUAAGCUAGGUGCAGGCCACCUCUCUAGCCCUCCGCUCUUGUAGGGUUUAGACCCGCCUCUGUGGCUGCUGCUGCUCUGGCUCCGUUAUUUGCAGUGGUAGGUAAUGGUAGGCUGGCCUGACCCGGCCAUUUCUACCAUGGAAGCAAAUGUCAGAUUCUCUCUGGCAUUGUAGUUUCGAAUUUUUCCACAAGUACUUAAUAACUUACUAAGUGUGGAGCGGUUGGGAAGCCCGUCCAGUAUUCCAUUCCAGGGUGCUUCUGUUCACUUCUCUUUUGUCUUUUAAAAUAAGAACCUUGAGGGAGAGGACUUUGAUUAUCAGCAACUUGCACCUCCCCCCUCCCCAGGCUGACAAAUUUCCUGCUUAAAAAUAGAAGAUGGAACUCUCGAACCAUAUAAACUUACAGCAAGAAAUAUUUUCAGUUGGUUUAUCUAGGUGGAUGUAUUAUAUGGCUUUUUAUAUAAAAGACUUCUAUUAUAUGAAAUUGACAACAGUAUUUUCAACUUUUAUAUUCCACAGUACAGUCAUAAAGAGCUAAUGUUACGUUUUAAGCUACUGCCCAACCAUGUCUAUAUCUGGUGAUAACGGUUUGAAUUAGGUUAGAGGGUUGGGUUCCAGAUUUGCGUCUACGGAGGCAGAGUGUAGCUCUCUGUGUAUUUCCAUCAUGCCGCGUUUACUUUGGUCCUGUAUAUGUAUUUAAAUGUUUGAAGUGCCUUAGACUCUUGCCAUAUUUUCAAAAUAAAAUUUCAUUAAGCUCUGUC
This is a messenger RNA of Grammomys surdaster, 2135 nucleotides long. RefSeq names its product KN motif and ankyrin repeat domain-containing protein 1-like. Bases 258 to 1202 code for a protein of 314 amino acids. Gene Ontology annotation, molecular function: protein binding. Gene Ontology annotation, cellular component: cytoskeleton; cytoplasm. The record is from RefSeq and is a predicted model, not a curated record. The transcript has 7 exons. Gene Ontology annotation, biological process: negative regulation of actin filament polymerization. Lineage: Eukaryota; Metazoa; Chordata; Mammalia; Rodentia; Muridae.